UACGUGUUUUUCAUCCAAUUUAUUUGAGCUUAUAACACAGAUGUUCUGAAUUAGUUUUUUUUUUUUGAGAAAAAAUGAAUUUAUUUUAUGCAUUGUUUAGUAUAUUUUCCUUGGCUGAAUAUAUCGCUGAUUCACAAAUUAUUGAUGGCGAAUUGGUCGACAAAAUUGAAGAUAGUAAUUUUGUUGUUGGAAUUCAGUACCAUAAAAGUUUUACCCAUCAUCCAUUUAAUUGCGCUGGAACAAUCGUGUCGAACUGCAAGAUUGUAACUGCCGCACACUGCGUGUUUGGAAGAAGUUCAUUUACUUUGAUUUUUGGCACGAUCGAUCUGCAUAAGCCUAUCCACACAGUUAAUAUAACUGAAAAUGAUAUCAUAGUACAUCCCAUAUACAGCAAAAAAUCACCGUGGUUUAAUGACAUAGCUGUGAUUGAAUUGAAAAAAAAGUUGAAGUUCAGUCCAAUGAUCGAUAAAAUAGAUAUGGUUGAUGAAGGCUACGUGGCAAAAACAGACGACCAAAUCUCUAUGUUUGGAUUCACAGAAUCCAUACAUCCAGAUCGGACACCGAAAAGAUCUAAUUUGAGAUCCGUUAAUUCAACUAUUGCCGACUUUGAAACAUGUAAAAGUUCUUAUUGGAAUAAAUGCAAGGACCGUGUAUUGGAAAAUCAACGACAAUUUUGUGUAAGCCUACGAAAUGGAACCCACAAUUUAACUAACUCGGGAGACUCGGGUGGACCUGUUAUUACGAAAGAUAGAAAGUUUCUCGGUGUAAUUUCAUACGAUGCUCAACAGUUACCCGAGGUCUGUACUUUCAUUGCUGGGCAUCGUUUAUUUAUCCAAGAUCCAAGAGCGUUUGUAUCAAGUUUUCAUCAAUUGUUUAAAUAGAUAAAUUGUAAACAU
Molecule: messenger RNA, 896 nt
Organism: Contarinia nasturtii (swede midge)
Lineage: Eukaryota; Metazoa; Arthropoda; Insecta; Diptera; Cecidomyiidae
Product: chymotrypsin-2-like
Exons: 8
Coding region: 75-881 (268 amino acids)
Biological process (GO): proteolysis
Molecular function (GO): serine-type endopeptidase activity
Source: RefSeq, a predicted model, not a curated record